This is a messenger RNA of Populus trichocarpa (black cottonwood), 1448 nucleotides long. Its product is annotated as ribose-phosphate pyrophosphokinase 4. The record is from RefSeq and is a predicted model, not a curated record. Gene Ontology annotation, biological process: 5-phosphoribose 1-diphosphate biosynthetic process; purine nucleotide biosynthetic process. The transcript is spliced from 7 exons. NCBI's taxonomy places the organism in Eukaryota, Viridiplantae, Streptophyta, Magnoliopsida, Malpighiales, Salicaceae. Gene Ontology annotation, molecular function: magnesium ion binding; ribose phosphate diphosphokinase activity. The coding region runs from base 212 to 1198 and encodes 328 amino acids. Gene Ontology annotation, cellular component: ribose phosphate diphosphokinase complex; cytoplasm.
AAACCAUCUCAUCAAUUUGGCUAGCUCUUGAAAAUAGCAUCUUCUUCGAGUUGCUCUAACGCUGAAGUACAGUUCUGAAAGCAUCGUAACAGACCCGAGAAACCUAGUACGGCGCAUUUUGUAGCAAAUCAUAAAAUAAGAAUUAAGAGUUGUGUUUGGAGUUUGGAGGCAGGGAGACCGAGAGAAAAAAGAAAAACACGGAGCAGAGAACAUGGAGGUGGACAAAGUAGAGACUCAAAACCAACAACAGAAACACAAGCAAGUACAUCUGUUUUACUGCUUGGAAUCCGAAGAGCUUGCCCGUAAAGUUGCCGGUCACUCUGACCUCAUCACCCUGCAAUCCAUCAACUGGAGGAAUUUUGAUGAUGGAUUUCCUAACCUUUUUAUAAACAAUGCUGAAGAUUUGCGGGGUCAGCAUGUUGCCUUCCUUGCAUGUUUUAGUUCCCCGGGAGUUAUCUUCGAACAGCUAUCUGUCAUUUAUGCGCUGCCACGUCUGUUUGCUGCUUCUUUCACAUUGGUGUUGCCUUUCUUUCCAACUGGCUCCUUCGAGCGAAUGGAAGAAGAAGGGGAUGUUGCAACUGCAUUUACCAUGGCAAGGAUAUUGUCAAACAUUCCCAUUUCAAGAGGUGGCCCCACUAGUCUAGUCAUAUAUGACAUACACGCACUGCAGGAAAGGUUCUAUUUUGGGGACCAAGUUUUGCCUUUAUUUGUGACUGGGAUUCCUCUGUUAAAGCAACGUCUUCACCAACUUCCUGAAUCCGAUAAGAUUGCUGUUGCAUUUCCAGAUGAUGGAGCUUGGAAGCGAUUCCACAAGCUGUUGGAUCAUUUUCCUAUGGUGGUAUGUGUGAAGGUUCGUGAAGGUGAUGAGAGGAUAGUUAGAAUAAAGGAGGGAAAUCCUGCUGGUUACCAUGUUGUCAUUGUUGAUGAUUUGGUACAAUCUGGAGGCACACUUGUUGAGUGCCAGAAAGUAUUAGCAGCUCACGGUGCAGCAAAAGUAAGUGCAUAUGUCACCCACGGUGUCUUUCCUAAGCGCUCUUGGGAGCGUUUCACUCACAAAAAUGAGGCAGGCAUGGAGGAUGCAUUUGCCUAUUUUUGGAUAACAGAUUCCUGCCCUCACACUGUGAAAGCCAUAGCAAAUAAGCGUCCAUUUGAAGUUUUGAGUCUUGCUGGAUCCAUUGCUGAUGCUUUACAAAUAUGACUAAGAUACUCGAAGGGGUUGCACUGUAGGAAUUGAUACAUACCUUUGUCGUCCUUAUGGGGAGCUGGAAGACAAUCUGAUAGUAAUAAAUUUUGAAGAAAGCCUGUGGGCAUGAUCUUUAUGCCACUUGAUAUAGUUGGUUGAUUGUGCACUCCUAAGAACUAGAGUAUACUACUACAUAUUUACAUUUGCUUGACUCGGUGAGUUUUAAACCUCAUCUGCCAUUGAAAAGCAUCUUCUCGUUUGAAAA